AUGUAAUAUGAUAUUGUAGGUGCUGUAAAAAUUAUUGACGGUCUCUAUUUAGGUGAUGAAUAUGCCGCUUAAGAUUUAGAAUUUAUAAUUACAAAUAAAGUUACAUAAAUUAUAAAUUGUUCUUCUAAGCAAGUUCCUAAUCAUUGGCAAAAUUACGACGUUACUUACCUAUCAUAUGAUUUUUAAGAUACAGAUACAUAAGUUAUUUUUGAUGAUAAAGAUUAAAUAUUAAAUAUAACAUUUAAUUUAAUAGUAAAAACAUUAGAACAUGCUGAAAGUAUACUUGUUCACUCUGUAAAAGGAUAAAAUCGUUCUGUAUGUAUAAUUGCUGCAAAAUAGGUUUAAAAAAUAAGGAAAUGCGCCAAGAAGUUCUAAUUGGAAUGA
Messenger RNA from Ichthyophthirius multifiliis, 384 nucleotides. RefSeq lists its product as hypothetical. Gene Ontology annotation, molecular function: protein tyrosine/serine/threonine phosphatase activity. The transcript is spliced from 3 exons. Gene Ontology annotation, biological process: dephosphorylation. NCBI's taxonomy places the organism in Eukaryota, Ciliophora, Oligohymenophorea, Hymenostomatida. The record is from RefSeq and is a predicted model, not a curated record.